UAAAAGGAAUUUGCAUGGCCCUACAGCUUCAUGAUAAGCACGUUCAGAAAUAGCACCCCACAAGGGAAAAAUAAAAGAAACAAAGAGCUAGCAUGAUUACACGGCAAAAAUAAAGAAAAAGAAUAAAGCAAAGCAGAAAAUCCAUGGCCCCCAGACCAACAUCUAGAAAUUUGUUCAGCUUCAGCCACAGCCACAGGCAAGCCAACCCUAGUCUCUCUCUCUCUCUCUCUCUCUCUCUCUCUGUCUCUGUCUCUCUGCCUCGCCUUCUUCUGCCCUGCUCUUUAUAACAUUUAUUGCUUAGGUGUCUCAAAACUCAGCUGAGUUUAAUCUCAUAUCAGACGAAAAAAUGGGGAAAAUAGGCACCAAGUUGCCAGGUUUCUGCCUAAACAGAAUUAGGCCACAUGUUAGAGUUCGUUCUCCAACUAUACAGUCCAAGGCAGAUGCUGCCUCAGAUGUCACCAAAAACAAUGCUGAUAAAAAAGCUGAGAAUUCUGGCAAUGUUGGGGAAGAAAAAGCUGGUGGUAAUGGAGCUAUAGCUAGGAAAAUCAUGAUUGUAGUUGAUUCUAGCCUUGAAGCUAAAGGAGCUCUGCAAUGGGCUCUCUCUCACACUGUUCAGAGCCAGGACAAACUUGUCCUGCUUCAUGUAACCAAACCUUCAAGUUCAAAACAAGCAGCUGGUGAGGAGCCCAGCAAGGAUGUAGCUCCAAGGGCUUAUCAACUUGUUCACUCUUUGAGGAACAUGUGUCAGUUGAAGAGACCAGAGGUACAAAUUGAGGUUGCAGUGGUGGUCGAAGGUAACAAGGAGAAAGGUCCAACUAUACUGGAAGAGGCCAGAAAACAAGAGGUGGCACUGCUUGUUCUGGGGCAGAAAAAGAGGUCUACGACAUGGCGUUUGCUGAUGAUGUGGGCAGGCAACCGGGUGGGCGGCGGUGGCGGCGGCAGCGUUGUGGAGUACUGUAUACAAAACGCCAGUUGCAUGGCAGUUGCUGUGAGGAGGAAAAGCAAGAAAGUUGGAGGCUAUUUGAUUACCACAAAGCGCCAGAAAGAUUUCUGGCUCUUGGCUUAAUUAACUAAAAUGUGUUAUAUAUAUGAUAGUCUAGUCUUACUACAUGAAAAAAUUAUGAUUGGUUUUCUUGGCAUCUGUUUGUAAAUUAAAGGUGGUUAUGAAUGAAAAAGUGUUGCUGUGAUCA
This is a messenger RNA of Prunus mume (Japanese apricot), 1190 nucleotides long. Its product is annotated as Adenine nucleotide alpha hydrolases-like superfamily protein. Lineage: Eukaryota; Viridiplantae; Streptophyta; Magnoliopsida; Rosales; Rosaceae. The record is from RefSeq and is a predicted model, not a curated record.